Messenger RNA from Lates calcarifer (barramundi perch), 1934 nucleotides. RefSeq names its product translin-associated factor X interacting protein 1 (gene tsnaxip1). Gene Ontology annotation, cellular component: cytoplasm. NCBI's taxonomy places the organism in Eukaryota, Metazoa, Chordata, Actinopteri, Centropomidae. The record is from RefSeq and is a predicted model, not a curated record. The transcript is spliced from 9 exons. The coding region runs from base 1152 to 1877 and encodes 241 amino acids.
AUGAACAUUAUUUUUUUCUAGAGAGUAAAUAAAGUAUGAUAUUUGCGAAAUAUGCCAGAGACCAAGUCUCUAUUCAACUGAUUUUUUUAGCAUGGUACUUUUCUUAUCUUCUUUUCUAUCACUUCCAUAUUUCACUCUAAUGUGCUUUAUUUCUAAAGUAGGUUACUAUUUUUUUUAAAUCAAAUAUUUGUUACUGGCACUAGAGUUAAUGGCUUAUAGAGAGUUUAAAACUACACUCUCCUAAGGUUAGAAAGUAUAUCCUCCAUUUAAGAAUAAAGUAUUCAUCCUAAACAAUUUGAAAAGUAGUUAGGCGAGCCGCGGUCCACCCUGUGGGUCUUGCUACGUACGCUGUCCUCGUUACCAUGGAAACCCUGCCACAAUACUAGGACUGUGAUGCUGAACUCAAAUUGAAAAGAGCAGGAGCUUGUUAUGUUACUUUAGCUUUCAUAGAAUCGCUAGAAAUGUCACCACCGAAAGAUAUUAAGUUUCCACCUUUAACGCUGUCACAAAAACAAAGGCAAGUGAUCAAGAGAUUGCUAUAUAAAAUAUUGUAAUCAUUGUUUCUUUACGAGUACAUAUAGUGGUUAGCGAAACCAGCAAGUUAAAUUAUCAUGUUCAACCUAAUUGAACUCUGUUUUGUCUGAUUAAAACUCACACAUGACCACAGUCUUCAAAAUUAUGCUGUCCAGACGACAGAGGAAGGGCAAGAAGGAGAUAGCACUGGUGCUGUUUCUGUCCAACCAUCUGCAGCGAGAAAGUUGUGCUCGACAGGGAGCAGUUACAUUUAUGCAGGCUUGGGGAGAAAGCCCCAACUGCUGGUGCGUCUGGAGAGCUAUGUGAACAAGGAGCUACAUUCUAUCAGCCCACAUGAGACAAAACUCCAGGAACUGAAGCUACAGGUCUACCGUAAUGUCUUUGGUUGUCUCAUCAAAGAGUUCAAAACCUACCAACCCCUUCUCUCUGCCAUCAAAAAGGAAUAUGAAAACACUUUAGCAUAUCAGCAGGAUCAAAUCCGAGAACUGGAACCACUGCGAUCCCACCUGAGGCUUGUGACAGAGGAAUGUGACAGGAAGAUUCAAGCUCGCUGGGGAGAGGAGCAGGCUGAGAUUGGAGCCUUGAAAAGGGAGAAGCAGCAACUGCAAGGGGACAUUAUGGCCAUGAGGGAGAAAGACAGGACCAUGCAGGCAGUGGUAGAACGUCUGCAGUGUGAACUGUCCAACCAGUAUUUGCAGUACCGGGAGGAGCGUGAUGCCCGAAAGUUGCUGAUCUGGCACCUCAGUGACCUAACAAGAGCCUCUGUGAAGGAGGAGCACCCUGCAGGUGAAAAUACAGAGGCUAAGGACCCACUGGAGCUGCAGCUUGCACUGAGGGUGUGUCGCGAAGACCUGACUAAAGCCCAAGAGGAGCUCAGCAAGAUGAAGGCAGAGUACUGGGAUGUCGUGCCACGACGCAACUGGGACAACCUGGAACAAACACACAAGCAGACACUCCUGCAGUUGAAGACACUGCAGGAUGACUUUGAUCAGUUGAAGAGUGAGUAUGACACCCUGCUGGAGCUCCAUAAAAGAGGCAGCAUGCAGUCUGAUACACAUGACUCCACCACUGUACAGAUCGAUGCAACUGUGUCUCAAGGGCAAAGCAAAAUUCAGUCCAGCCAGCUAAAAGAGCUGAUCAACUCUAAUACACCUGAGAGCAGGACACUCACCAUCCAGGAGUUUAGGGCAGCCCUGAGGACAGCGUUCCCUCUGAAGUCAGAUGAGGAAAUAGAUGAACUUGUGAGCUCAGCUCAAAGUGAAUCAGACAGAAGUGACAUCAUCUCCUCCCAGAUACUCCACAGCCUGGUACGUACCAGUAGGGGUUUCACUAUUUCAGUCUGAUGUUGCAAAAUGUGACUCCCAGCCCACAAGGUAUAUAGGAAUGGGAUGUGGCCAUUU